AUGGCUGCUAACAAAGCUGCCUUACUGUCUGCAAUACGAAGACACCGAUCGAUCAUCGAAUCGCAAGGUGUUGAAAAUGCGCUUGCUCGAGCUGAAGAAUCUGAGCUGAAGGAGGUAUGGGCGUUAACGGAACGACAUGGCAAAGAGCCCAAUCAGGAGAAUUUGGGUACAGCGCUGGCUGUGAUCAGAGGAGAGCGGGAGGCGAAAUUUCGGGCUAGUCGGCUGCGAACCUUCAAAACUGCGCUUGGACUCACAGGGCGGCUCUUUGACGAGGAUUUGCAAUUGCAGAAAGCCCUUGAAAUGUCAAAGGCCGACCAAGGUACGCCUGUGUUCGACGACGAUCAGGAACACGGACCUGCUCUGAUACCCGCCGAUCUUGUGGAAGCGCAACGCGAGUGGGACAUUGACAGCUGCAUGAUGAGCGGCGCAGUCCACGAGGACGACAAGAUCAAGCGGCGCAACAGCAACGAUGCGACAGUAUGCGACAACUCUUUCGCGAGUAUGCUUGAGCACAUGCCCUUCAAUAUCGUUAAUCGCAAAGAUCUGGUGAACGGUGCCAUCAGCGACGUUCUUAACAUACCAAAGUCGAAGAUCCUGUGGAGAAUCGAUCCCACAUGGCGGACGACCGUGCUCGGCGUUAAGAAAGCCCUCGAAGAGCAAGAAUCCUUCGACAAUUUUGGGACUGACGAUAGCCUGAUUGGGUGUCUUACAGUGAGGGGAGGGUUCAUCGACGACUACACACGCGUUGAGUACCCAGAGAAUAUCAUCCCCUGCUCCGAGGACGUAGACGAGCUAGACGUCGACUAUUGGUCGCAAGUAUUUGCCCAAGGCAACGUGAGCUGGGUGUGGAACAACGUGCUGGGCGACUUGAGUAUUCAGCAAACUGAAGACAAUGCCGACUCUGCCGUUAAGGACGGAAGCGAAGUCAAUGGACUCGAGGACGCCGAGUCUGGCGACUUGGAAGAGCCAAACUAG
This is a messenger RNA of Cyphellophora attinorum, 975 nucleotides long. RefSeq lists its product as uncharacterized. Bases 1 to 975 code for a protein of 324 amino acids. The transcript has a single exon. NCBI's taxonomy places the organism in Eukaryota, Fungi, Ascomycota, Eurotiomycetes, Chaetothyriales, Cyphellophoraceae. The record is from RefSeq and is a predicted model, not a curated record.